Messenger RNA from Cynara cardunculus var. scolymus (artichoke), 1555 nucleotides. RefSeq names its product protein disulfide isomerase-like 2-3. Gene Ontology annotation, molecular function: protein-disulfide reductase activity; protein disulfide isomerase activity. The transcript is spliced from 9 exons. The record is from RefSeq and is a predicted model, not a curated record. Gene Ontology annotation, cellular component: endoplasmic reticulum lumen. Gene Ontology annotation, biological process: response to endoplasmic reticulum stress. The coding region runs from base 68 to 1381 and encodes 437 amino acids. NCBI's taxonomy places the organism in Eukaryota, Viridiplantae, Streptophyta, Magnoliopsida, Asterales, Asteraceae.
UUCUACUCUGCGCCCGCAAGGUCUCCAUUAUCCCUUCUCCACUGUGUGUUUGUGUGUGUAAGAAAUCAUGAAUCGCUCGGCAAAAGUCUUGAUCUUGAUCUCUUUCUUCUUGUUAUCAUUCACUUCAAAUUUGAAUUCCGUUGAUGCAUUUUACGGAUCAUCAUCACCAGUGCUUCAGCUCACUCCAUCUAAUUUCAAGUCCAAGGUUGUAAAUUCAAACAGUGUUGUUCUAGUUGAGUUCUUCGCACCAUGGUGUGGCCAUUGUCAAGCUUUGACACCAACGUGGGAAAAGGCAGCUACUGUCUUGAAAGGUGUAGCAACUGUGGCAGCUAUUGAUGCUGAUGCACACCAAGCUAUUGCUCAGGAAUAUGGUAUCAAAGGAUUCCCAACCAUUAAGGUGUUUGUUCCCGGAAAACCUCCUGUUGACUACCAAGGAGCAAGGGAUGUAAAACCAAUAGCAGAAUUUGCACUCAAACAGGUGAAAGCACUCCUCAAGGACAGAUUAAGUGGAAAAGCAACCGGAGGAUCAAGUGAGAAGUCCGAACCAAGUGCAUCAGUUGAACUGAAUUCACACAAUUUUGAUGAAAUGGUUGUUAAAAGCAAAGACCUCUGGAUGGUGGAGUUCUUUGCACCCUGGUGUGGGCACUGUAAGAAGCUUGCUCCUGAAUGGAAGAAGGCUGCAAAGAACUUGCAGGGGAAGGUGAAGCUUGGUCAUGUGAACUGCGAUGAUGAGAAGUCUUUAAUGAGCAGGUUUAAGGUGCAAGGUUUCCCCACUAUUUUGGUGUUUGGUGCAGACAAAGAUAGUCCAAUUACUUAUGAAGGAGCAAGAAGUGCCUCAGCAAUUGAAUCAUUUGCCCUUGUUAACCUAGAAACAAAUGUUGCUCCUCCUGAAGUUACCGAGUUGACUAGCCCAGAUGUAAUGGAAGAGAAAUGUGGUUCAGCAGCCAUCUGUUUUGUCGCCUUCCUCCCCGACAUUUUGGACUCCAAGGCAGAGGGAAGGAACAAGUAUUUAGAGACGCUCUUAUCGAUUGCAGAAAAGUUCAAAAGGAGUCCAUACAGCUAUGUGUGGGCUGCUGCAGGCAAACAACCAGAGCUUGAGAAGCAUGUUGGUGUUGGUGGUUACGGGUAUCCGGCAUUGGUAGCUUUGAACAUAAAGAAAGGCGCAUACGCCCCACUUCGAAGCGCAUUUGAACGAGACCAAAUCAUAGAGUUUGUGAAAACGGCCGGACUUGGAGGAAAGGGUAACUUGCCGCUAGAAGGGUCACCGACGGUGGUGAAAACGGAACCGUGGGACGGAAAAGACGGGGAGAUCAUAGAAGAAGAUGAAUUCUCACUUGAAGAACUUAUGGGUGAAGAUAGAUCAGGGAAAGAUGAAUUGUGAGGAUGAUGUUGGAAAUGAUUUUUGACUCGGUAGAGUUUAUGGUUCGACUAUUAAGCAGUGGCAUCCUUUGUAACAUUGGUAACCGUGGUGUAAGUACUCGUAAUUUUAGACGUAUCUUGCUAAAAUGUCACGUUACAAGGUUUACCGAGUUACGACAUUUUUGUUUUAUUUCAA